This is a messenger RNA of Labeo rohita (rohu), 1677 nucleotides long. Its product is annotated as fibronectin type III domain-containing protein 9. The transcript is spliced from 2 exons. Gene Ontology annotation, molecular function: protein binding. NCBI's taxonomy places the organism in Eukaryota, Metazoa, Chordata, Actinopteri, Cypriniformes, Cyprinidae. The record is from RefSeq and is a predicted model, not a curated record. The coding region runs from base 470 to 1135 and encodes 221 amino acids.
GAGAGCAAAGUGGGGGAGGAAAAGUGCCAUGUUUUUCUCCAAUGAUUAAGGGAGCAAGGAUAUGUAAGAGAUAGAGGAUGAAUGAGAGAGUUCAAGCUCUCCCAGCUGUAAUUCUGUUUAAAAUGCAUUCUACGCAAAACAUUGAUGUGUCGUCUCCCCCUCCCCGCUGCACUCUCUCUCUCUCUCUCUCUCUCUCUUCUCUGCUUUAUGUGCCGUCUGCUGUUCUAAUCAGAUAGAGGAGCUUUUCUGUGCAGCGGUGUGGAUGUGGAGCUCUGUCUGCAGGAGACCUGAGCCAUGCCAAACAGAGACAGCUACAGGUCAUACUCUCUGAACGCUUCAGGGGGAUUCUGUCUGCAACAGCUUGACGAUCUGUACAUGAAGUGAGUCUUCUAAUCUUUUACGUGUCAAACAAGCCCACAUCAUCAAACUGUACGUGUAUAAGGGACGUUUCAACCUACAAAAACUCAACAUGACUAUCACCAUUCAAAACAUCACAGCAACCUCUGCCAUCGUCAGCUGGCCGUCAUCUCCAGGCUGCGUGGACACGUUCUAUAGCGUCAUGUAUCACCCGAACUGGAACAGCUUGCUGAUGGGUUACACUCGCAAGAGCUUUCUGCGGGAGGACAGGGUUCCCGUAAGCCAGACGUCCACCAGUCUGGGCAACCUCAGUCCACAGACCACGUACAUCCUCUGCGUCACCUGCCAGUCCGCCAAUCCCACCAGAGAGCAGUGCCAGGUCUUUAGCACCCUAGAUGAGGGCGCUGAGCUCGGAGAGAGCGGCAGAGAGCUGGCGAUGGGAGUCUGGCUGGCCAGCAGCAUCUUGUUACUGAUAAUUGCCGUGGCUCUGCUUUGGGGAUGUCUCCACACCAUGUGUCCAACAAAGAGGGACCCAGAAAGAGGCAGCCAGUCAGGUCCCAACCCUCCACACCUGGCUCUGACCCCAAUGGGGACAAACAUGGGAAGCGAAGGAAGAAAAAGUCUGUACACGCCCGGUUGUGCAGGGGAAGACUCUCAGAACGCAACGGUAAUUGAGAAUCCUUUUCGGUCAGAGCACGGCAGAGAAAUGGCUAACGGCCAGGGUCGUGAACUUCGCACACCAAGUAACAAACAAAGAUUUGGCCCCGGGUCAGAAUAACUGGGACGCCAGAUUGUUAUUUAAUGCACUGACCCCAAAAAUCCAAACUAUUAGAACGUACACAAUGAGGACAAUCACCAGGGUUGAAACCAUUUUGAAAAAAUAAGACUCUGACAGUAGAAAUAGGCUGACGGGGUUAAAUCAGCAUUUAAAUGUCAGAUGAAAACUGAAGGACACCCUUUGGCUUUCAAUACAAUUUUACAAACCGCAGGGUUUUUUUUGUUUUUUUUGGUACACCUUUACAGUUUGUUAACAUGAGUUAAAUGCAUUCAGUAUCAGAAUAAAUGAAAGUUUACAUUAUUUAUAACAUUUGCAUUCAUUUAUACCCCCACCUCCAGAACAUAAAUGUACAGAUAAUUUACUCACCCCCUUGUCAUCAAAGAUGUUCAUGUCUUUCUUUCUUCAGUCGUAAAGAAAUGAUGUUUUUUGAGGGAAACAUUUCAGGAUUUCUCUCCAUAUAGUGGACUUUUAUGGUGCCUCUGAGUUUAAACUUCCAAAAUGCAGUUUAAAUGCAGCUUCAAAGGGCUCUAAACGAUCCCAGU